Molecule: messenger RNA, 2033 nt
Organism: Sorghum bicolor (sorghum)
Lineage: Eukaryota; Viridiplantae; Streptophyta; Magnoliopsida; Poales; Poaceae
Exons: 4
Coding region: 439-1158 (239 amino acids)
Source: RefSeq, a predicted model, not a curated record
CUGCGCGCGCGAGCGCAGGCAGCCAAGCUAGCCACACCACCACCACCACCUCCACCACCAUCGCCGCCGCCGAGCAGGCGCCGGGCAUUCUUCGGUUCUUCACCGCCACAGCGCACCGAACACGAAAUUAAGCAGCGAACACGAAGAUGCUCCCCCGGGCGGCGGGGAACGACGAGACGACGAGAGAGGGAGGAGAGACGAUGGGGCUGGAGUCGCUGGACCUCCUGGGACUUGGCUUGCUGCCGCCGCCGCCGCCGACGAUGGGCCACGUACGGAGGUGGUUCAUCGGCGCAGCAGCAGCGGCCGUAUGAGAAGACGGGCAGCUACGACGACGAGCCCCUAACUGCCACCGAGACGACCCCUUUGACGUUGACGACGACGGUGCGGCGCCGGCCGCCCGUGGACGUGGACGACGGCGUCCCUGCACCUCCGGCGAGCAUGCCGCCGAUAUUGCAGCAGCCCGCGUGGGCGCCACCAGCUCAGGCGUCGUCGUCGUCGUCCCCGAAGCUCGGUUCUUUCAGGGGGGUCUGCUUUCAGGUUCCGUCGCCGACGCCUACCAGUGAUCAGCUGCUGGCCGCCGCCGCCGGCCAGCAGGGCAGGGCGCACGCCGUGGCCACGCGUGCGCCGCCGCUGAUGCAACGUGCUCCCUGCCCCUGCCCUUGCCCCGCCGUAGGCGGAUUGUUUCUUGGCAGCACCAGCUGCAGGCCGCCGCCGGUUGCCGCAGGACGACUCAUCUUUGAGGGCUCCGGCUCCGGCUCCGGCUCCGGCUCCGCGGCAGCAGCACGGACACGGAGCAGUCAUGACGAUUCCACCGCGCCAAUGACGAUAAUCUACGCGGGCUCUGUGCGUGCAUACGGCGGUGUUACCUUGGAACAGGCCGAGAAGAUCCUGGCUAUGGUAGCAAAGGAGGCUCGUGCUGCAGGAAUCCUGGCAGAGCCGCAUCAGUUAGAACUAGUUGCUGCACCCACACCCACAGCCACAGGUGAUGAUGAUGCGGCGCUGAUGACAAUGCAUUACUGGAGAUUGGCUCAUCAUCAUGUCAACGAUAGGCCGAGAUCAGUAGUGCAGCAGCGACGACGACGACGAUGCUGCAUCAUCAUCACCCUCGCAGAGACGACGACAGAGAUCAGGAAUGGUUCUUCCCUGCUGCACAAAUAAUGGACGACGCCACGGUUUCGGCAAGAACCAGCGCCUCGCUUGGCGGCAUGGAUCGGCGGCCAGGGGCCUCCCAAGAUCAUCCCAAGAGAAUGAAAACAAGUCAUGGUGAAGAAGAUCAGGCAACCGUGAGCACUGAGCUGAGGAUCUAGCUGAUGGGGCACAGCGCUAGCAUCGUCCCAUCCAGCUGUUUGUUCAAAGCCGCUUCUCUGAGUGGGGACAAUCCAGGCCAAAUCAUGGAUUUACUUGCUAUGGCGGCCGGGUUGAUCAGCAUGCACUGGAUUCAAAGCUUCUCAUCUGACUCUAGUCUUUUAUUUAUUUUGACUUCAUUUCGUUUCCUGGCCACAUUCUUGCUUUCGUUGUUUUUUUGUUUCUUUUCUUUUGAGCCGCACAUUCUUGGGUUCAUGGAUUCAGGCAUCAGAACCCAUUUCCAGUUUAUCCAAUCGAUAAAAAAAAACUUGGGGACCGUCAGUUCCCUAAUAUUUUGUACUAUAAGAUGAUCAGCUAACCUUUGUCUGCUAACAGUAACUAUUAAUUGGUAAUUGCACAUAUUCUCCGCAGGCACAGUUUUUGGGGGCUCGAUCAUGCUAGAAAGAACGUAGGUAGUAAUUUUUAUUUUUUCAGACUUGCAUUUAUUUGUUCAUGCUAGAGAAUGUAGUGAUUUUAUUUUUACACUUUGCGUGUGUUUGGUGCUAGUAAAUUCUAGAACUGGUGUUGUACCUGCAGCUCACUGUAACUACUAACUGCACAUCUUUUCGGUAAAUGUAACAAAGUUUUUGGGCCCUUGAGAGAAAGGAUGUAAAUUUCUAGGCCUACAUGUGUCGUCAGUUCUAUAACCGGUGCUAUACCUGCUCACUGUAACUGCAAUAAAUUGAGCA